GCCCAACAUCAAGCCAAUGGCAGUUAUUAGAGGACUUCUACGAGCGUGUGGCAUCUCUGAGACGGUCCAGGUCUUCUUCUCUAUCGUCGACAUCCCUCGAACGGAAGAAGUCUAUGCAAGAGAUGAUUACCAUGUUACUUCCUCAAGUGCAAUUUAG
Molecule: messenger RNA, 157 nt
Organism: Perkinsus marinus ATCC 50983
Lineage: Eukaryota; Perkinsozoa; Perkinsida; Perkinsidae
Exons: 1
Source: RefSeq, a predicted model, not a curated record